Messenger RNA from Striga asiatica, 1348 nucleotides. NCBI's taxonomy places the organism in Eukaryota, Viridiplantae, Streptophyta, Magnoliopsida, Lamiales, Orobanchaceae. The record is from the annotation of a GenBank genome assembly.
CCCUAAUCCAUAACCCCCGAGUCCCCGAUACUAUAAACUACGCUAUUUCCACUCACAAAGUUACUCCGCGCACUCCAAUUUCAAGCUACCACCAUCAUGUCGAACUACCCUCCAACACCUCCCGGCUACCCGUACAACGCGCCGCCGCCUUCCCAACCCCAAGGCGGCCCACACGGCGGCCCCCCGCACACUUCUCAGCCAUACCCAGCCGGAUCCUACGGCGUUCCGCCGUCCGGCCCGCCGCCUCACAACCAACCUUCGCCGUACGCCCCUCCCGGCGCGCCGUACUCGGCCUCUUCCGGCGCGCCGUACUCGGCCCCUCCCGGAGCGCCGUACUCGGCCCCUCCAGGACCACAUCACCAGCACUACGGUGGCUACCCGACGCCGCCACCGCCUUCCGCUCCGUACGGGGCUCCCUUCGCGCCGCCCCCGCCCUCGGCCUUUCCACCCGGCACAGAUCCCAACGUGAUCGCGUACUUCCAGAUGGCCGAUCAGGACGGCAGUGGGUUUAUCGACGAUAAGGAGCUCCAGCGCGUCCUGUCGUCGUAUAACGAGAGCUUCGGGAUGAGGACCGUUCAUUUGCUCAUGUACCUUUUCACCAACAGCAACGUGAGAAAGAUAGGUCCAAAUGAAUUCACUCAAGUCUAUUACUGUCUUCAGAACUGGAGGGCAAUGUUCGAGAGAUUUGAUAGGGACAGAAGUGGAAAGAUUGAUUCAUCAGAAUUGAGAGAUGCUCUCCUUAAUAUUGGAUUUUCAGUGUCGCCUGUGGUUCUUGAUCUGCUCGUCUCCAAGUUCGAUAAAACUGGUGGCAAGAACAAGGCAAUUGGAUACGACAAUUUUAUAGAGUGCUGUCUCACUGUUAAGGGACUAACCGAGAAAUUCAAAGAGAAGGACACGUCUUUGACUGGUUCAGCGACUUUCAGUUACGAAACGUUCAUGCUUACGGUAUUGCCUUUCCUCAUAGCAUAAGGAUGACAAAAUGUAGCUGAGUUUGCUUUCCUUAUUGUGAUGUUUUGUUGCUUUAUUUGUUGGGAUCCUUUGUUUCACUUGAUUUAAGGUGUUUUUUUUUCAAGUACUAUGCAUUUUAUUUUCUGUUGUAAUCUUGGGAUAGUUCAUAGUUGUGAUCCUUUUGUUAUAAUGCUAAAUAUCAGAAGAAAUGUCACUUUAUUUUUUUGUUUCAAAAGUACAAUUAUUAUAUGAUGCCACUUUUUUAAAAAAAAUAUACAUUUUGUCCAUUAUAAUUACUGCAAAAUUCAGAGAAAAUGUAUUGGUUGCAACAGAUAUAUAGGUCUCCCAUUUAAUGCCUGAAUUGUCCUAGCAUUUCCUGUAUUUCCCUGAGAAGGAAUCA